UGAUUAUCACAGACACGCACACAAACGCGGUGUGUAAACGUGCGGCGUCUUCUUUCACUCACAACUACGGUGUAAUCAGACUGAGUGUCAAGCUGCGCUGUAAACAACGACGUUCAUUUGUUAGUGCUUUGUUUUCUUCCCACCUGAACAUUUCACAACAUCUCAGUUAUGACAGAUACGGAUUAUAAUUUUUUACUCGCUACGGAUUCAUACAAGAUCACACACUACAAGCAGUAUCCUCCAGACCUCAAUAAAGUCUAUUCGUACUUCGAGUGCCGGCACAAGAAAGGAGCUCAGUUCAACCAAGUGGUGUUUUUCGGCCUGCAGUAUCUCCUGAAGAAAUACCUCGCAGGCCGCGUCGUCACAGAGGAAAAGAUUCAGGAGGCGAAAGUGUUUUACCAGAUGCACUUCAAGCAGACAGUGUUUGACGAAGAAGGCUGGAGGAAACUGUUGGAGAGAUACGACGGCCGCCUCCCGAUCCGCAUCAAAGCCGUUCCUGAGGGGAAGAUCGUUCCCAGGGGAAACGUCCUGUUCACUGUAGAGAACACAGACCCUGACUUCUUCUGGCUCACCAAUUACAUUGAGACUAUGCUGGUCCAAAUGUGGUACCCCAUCACCGUGGCAACCAUCUCCCGGGAAUUCAAAAAGAUCCUCGCCAAACAUCUGAAGGCAACAUCAGGAAGUUUGGAAGGUCUGGAGUACAAACUGCAUGAUUUCGGGUACAGAGGAGUCUCCUCUCAGGAGUCAGCAGCGCUGGGAGGAGCCGCUCACUUGGUGAACUUUUCCAGCACGGACACAGUGGCUGGAGUCCUCAUGGCUCAGCGCUACUACAACUGCCCCAUGGCUGGUUUCUCCAUACCUGCUGCUGAGCACAGCACAAUCAUCUCCUGGGGCCGGAACAGAGAGAAGGAGGCGUAUGAGUACCUGCUGGACCAGUUCCCCUCAGGCCCCAUGGCGGUGGUCAGCGACAGCUACGACAUCUUCAAGGCCUGCAAGCACAUCUGGGGAGACAAGCUGAAGGAUCGAGUGAUGGAGCGCAGUGAAGACUCGGCCCUCGUCAUCCGGCCCGACUCAGGAGACCCCACUGAGACGCUGCUGAAGGUGAUUAAGAUUUUAGAGGAGUGUUUUGGCUGUUCCCAGAACUCUGUAGGCUAUAAAGUGCUUCCAUCAUACGUGCGCAUCAUCCAGGGAGACGGGAUCGAUCUGAACUCAGUCGAGAAGAUCCUGAAGAAGCUCAGCGAUGAGGGCUGGAGUGCAGAGAACGUGUUCUUUGGCUGUGGAAGCGCCUUGCUGCAGAAGAUCAACAGAGACACACUGAACUGUGCCUUUAAAUGCAGCUACGUGGAGAGUAGCGGCAAAGGGAUGGAUGUGUACAAGCAGCCAGUGACGGACCCGUCUAAGGGAUCGAAGCGCGGUCGUCUGUCACUGAGGAGAAACUCGGACGGGUUUAUAGAGACGGUGGAACAAGGGGCAGGCAAACCGGAGGAGGACAUGCUUGUGACAGUAUUUGAGAACGGGACCAUCCUUAAGGAGUACUCUCUGGACGAAAUACGGAAGAACGCCCAGCUCUGGGAAGAGGACCUGAGCCCUGGGCAGCACAACCAGGACCACAGCAGCACACUGGACAUCAACCAGGAACACAUCAUGAACGGCAUACACUAAUCACAACACCGCCCUCUCACCAACGGACCAAUACGUCCCCUCCUUUCCGUCAGACUCCAUCCACCCUUUUCCCUUUCACGCUCCACCCCAUUCCUCUUCUUGUUCCCAUUCCCAACAUCCCUUCAGUGUCUAUAAUCAACUAUAAUCAACCCAAAUUAGGUUUAUCCUGCACGGAGUGACGGAUCACGAUGACGUUCGAGUUUAUAGAUCAUGUUGAUGUUACAUCAGGUUUUUACAUCUUUUAGAGUUACGCUGAAAUCUACCAAAACCUAUAAACAUCAGUUUGUGUGCAGUGGUGGAAAGAACUUCUGUCGACCUAGAAGCUUUCGAAAGUUAGUAAUAAAUGAAGUCUUCUGUUUCUUUUUUUCCCCCCCGAAUGCAGGAUGAUGAAGUGUAAAUAGAUCCAGUUAAUCAAUUUGUUCAGUAUUCUAUAUCUGCCUUUUCCACCACUGUCGAAUUCACACAAAAUGCCAAAUAUCGCUAUCGGUGCUUAUGAAAGUAGCACCGUUAGCAUAAUAACAGCAGGGCUUUGUUUUCCUCAGAUUUUCACAUGGGUCUUUGGAAAUUUAGUGAUAAAUUUAAAAAGAAAAAAAAAAAGGAAUGGAAUGGAAGUAAGGAAGAAACAAAUCAUGUGACUGAAUCAUCUCCAUAAACAGUUUCCUUGAAUGAAUAAUUCUGACAAUACAGCCUAUGCACUUGAGAUAGGAGCAGAACGAAAUAUACGCAAUAUGCAUUUCGAAUACGCAGAAAGCCGCACAUUCGCUUAGCUUACAGUCCCAUUUGUUCUUUGUCGGUUCUCGUCGGACGAUUAUUGCUGAAACAGCGACCCGCGGUUAAGUGCACAUAACGAAACCAAAUACUCCUGGGGGUCUCUGGAUCGUUAGUCGUCGGUUGCUAAGCAUCAAACAUGGCUAUGCUCACCAUUUCAGACGAUUAAUGCUGCAUAGAAACGUCUAUAAGGCCACAUAGGUCUACGGAUACGUUUGAUGCAGUUAAAACGCAUUCAUAAGGCGUUUAUGAAAAUGCACAGGCCCAGUGUCAAAGAAUCCCAGCUUGUAUUCUAGACUGCAUCGUGUUGUAGAUAAUACACACAGUAAAAAUUCAGACCUGUCCUUUUUUUUUUUUUUUUUUGCUUUGUUUUUUAAACCUCACCACAAAAGACAUUUUCUGUUUUUUUCUUUUUACAUUUGUCUUAAUUUUUGGAACUCACAAAGGACAUUUUUUUUUUUUACAUUAAAUGUUUGUCCAUAUUUUGUCCACAAAGGGCAUUUUCUUUAUUAAAAAAAUAAAACAUUAAAUGUAAAAUAUUUUAUUAUUGCAGCUCUUCUAAGCAACAUUAUAUAAUAUAAAUAGUACAAUAUUAACAGACAUAUAUUUUUUUUUUAUAUUAUAGUAUUUUAUAUUAUAUUUGAUUGUCUUUGUGAGUUCCGUCAUUUUCCCGAAGCCUGAGAUGCGAUUAUAACUACUGAUAGAGUUAAAAAAACACUAACUAAUAAAUCGCUACAGCAGUAAGUAACUGACAGAAACAGUUAUUGUUUGAAACACUUGUAUGGCGUGUUGUUUUAACAGUGCGUAGUGCAUGAACGACACUGUAAUGCAUUUUCAUAAAGAAACCCUGUGUAUAACGCCUUAUGAAUGCGUCAGGGCCUGUUAUGGACAUCUUCAUUGUUUAUAAUUUACUGAAUGUGGCCUAAUAAAAAGUAUUGCUGGACUUCUUCCUCACACUAAAUCAGUGUACUAAGAAUUUAUGUGUGUGUGGGUGUGUGUUUGUGUCCGUUUCCCAACACGUAAUACUGAGUGAUCUAUCGAGGCGUCGAAUCGUUCACACUGCCUUAACACUCACUCUGACUCUGGUGCUCUUUAUUUGCACUCUCCGUCUCUCACUUUUUCCCUCUCUAAAGUCUCUGACCCUCUCCUUGUCCCAUGUGAGUGACUGCUCUGUGCCUCGUUGUUUGUUUUUCCUACGUCUUGUCAAUUUUUGUACAAUUCAGACGCUCUGUCCCUGUCUGUGUGUCUCGUCUGUUCGGUGAGAACGGCACAUUUUCCUGAUCCAUUCUGAACAUCAGAUAUGAAGCAGAUACUGAAGAUACCUCUCACUUUUUUUUUUUUUCUAUGCCACAGUAAUGCUGUGUAAUAAUAUAAAACGAUGCUAAUUACACUAAAAUGAUGUGUAUUAUGCUGUUGUGUAAAUAAUUUUUAAAAUUGUAGCAGUAAUGUUUUCGGCUUUUAACCCUUUUUCUCAGACCUUUUUUUUUUGCAUAUUAUGUUUUUAGAAACAUGAUAUUUAGUAUGAAGAAAAAUAAAUGAAUAAAAUGCCUUUGCUUUCCA
Molecule: messenger RNA, 3990 nt
Organism: Tachysurus vachellii
Lineage: Eukaryota; Metazoa; Chordata; Actinopteri; Siluriformes; Bagridae
Gene: nampt2
Product: nicotinamide phosphoribosyltransferase 2
Exons: 11
Coding region: 169-1662 (497 amino acids)
Biological process (GO): NAD+ biosynthetic process
Molecular function (GO): nicotinamide phosphoribosyltransferase activity
Source: RefSeq, a predicted model, not a curated record